UCCCCUCCCCUCCUCUUGCUUUUUUCGCUUUGCUCCUAAUCCAUUCUCACCUUAGUUUCAUCCUUGACCCUCUCCGGACCAUUCGACCAACCCGGGUGUGGGGAUGGUGGAUGUUCCAUUUAAUUGAUAACCUCUUCCCACCUCAUCUGCCUCCUCGUUCUUUAUCGUUAUCGUCAUCUUCCUUGUCAACAUCCAUCUGGCACUCCCCAUUGUUCUCUUACUCCACCGCGCCUUCAUAUAUCUCCUUCCCCCAUCUGUCUCUCUCUCUUACCUACUCUCUCCCUCCUUCCUCUUCAUCAUCUCAUCUCAUCUCAUCUCAUCUCCUUCAACAACUUUCCCUUCCCAUACUAUCUUACCUCUAUCUUAUCUGUACCGGCCUUGCUUCCUUCUGCCGUGUACUCCUCUUUCUACACUUCACUGUCUGCCCCGUUGAUCUCAGUAUCUAUCGGGCUUUUCUCUACUACUCUCUAUCUCUAUAUUCCACUCUAGAGAUCCUCUCCAAUCCCCUGAAGUCACUUGAUACUGAUAGCAGCACCUCCCUCCUCGUUCAUCCUACGUGAGAAGAGGCAGCACUCAGCGAGGACUUCUUCACCCACUAUGGCUGGCACCAUGGCCGACGACGAACUCUUCCUGAAGAUGGCGGCGCGGCUCUCGAGAAAUCUGGGAAACGGUUACGACAGGAUACUCCCCGGACCCUACCUGGUUCUGGUCUUCCUCCACCGAAACGA
Molecule: messenger RNA, 728 nt
Organism: Aspergillus vadensis CBS 113365
Lineage: Eukaryota; Fungi; Ascomycota; Eurotiomycetes; Eurotiales; Aspergillaceae
Exons: 3
Coding region: 111-560 (149 amino acids)
Source: RefSeq, a predicted model, not a curated record